Messenger RNA from Fukomys damarensis (Damara mole-rat), 2177 nucleotides. It is a transcript of the gene Necab3, whose product is annotated as N-terminal EF-hand calcium binding protein 3. Gene Ontology annotation, biological process: regulation of amyloid precursor protein biosynthetic process. The record is from RefSeq and is a predicted model, not a curated record. Lineage: Eukaryota; Metazoa; Chordata; Mammalia; Rodentia; Bathyergidae. Gene Ontology annotation, molecular function: calcium ion binding. Gene Ontology annotation, cellular component: endoplasmic reticulum; Golgi cis cisterna; cytoplasm. The transcript is spliced from 13 exons. The coding region runs from base 303 to 1385 and encodes 360 amino acids.
CAGUGCCCGGGCCCGCCGGACACGCGCUCUUCCAGGACGUGAGUGGGGCGCGGACGCGGGGGUUGAUCUAUCCCUGUCUCUUCCUGCCCUCACUCGCUUCUCCGUUCCUCCCUGUGUCUGUCUCUACCUGUGUCCCUGUCUCCCCAGGUCUCUUGACCCUGCCCUUCUGGCUCUGGUCCCUCACUGUCUCUGACCCUGCUCUCCAUCUGCGGAGGUCUCCCUUGAUCUCUCUGCGUUGUGUCCCCAGUCCUGCCUCCGCCUCUCCGUGUCUCCUUGUCCCUGCUCCAGUGACACUGCCCCUGAUGUCUGUGUCCCCAAGCCCACCUCAUCUGUGUGGCAGCCCCGGGCUGGGCUCGCGGGGCAAGGCAGCCUGGACACAGGUUUUCCGCCGAGCCGACAAGAAUGACGAUGGUAAGCUCUCCUUUGAGGAAUUCCAGAAUUACUUUGCCGACGGGGUUCUCAGCCCAGGGGAGCUGUGGGAACUGUUCAGCGGCAUUGAAGGGCAUCCCACCGACAAUUUAGAGACGGAGAAACUGUGUGAGUACUUUUCAAAGCACCUGGGUGUCUACCGACCUGUGCUGGCUGCCCUGGAGACGCUGAACCGAGCGGUGCUCACUGCCAUGGACACCACCAAGCUUGAGUAUGAGCAGGCCUCCAAAGUGGACCAGUUUGUGACACGCUUCCUGCUGCGCGAGACAGCCAACCAGCUCCAGGCUCUGCAGAACUCUCUGGAGGGGGCAUCAGACACGCUGGAGGCACAGGCCUGUGGCCCGCCGUAUACCAGGGCCUUGCCCGCCUGUGGGUCCAGAGCGUCGGAUGAAGAGAGUGUGGGAGUACAGAGCAGGCCCCGCAGCAGCCGGCGGGCAGGACGCAGGGCCCUGAGGAGCGCCAGCUGGUCGCCCUCCUGGUCUCCUGGCUCUUCUCACACAGGGCAGAGCUCAGAAGCGGAGAUACAGUGGCGGCUUCAGGUCAACCGUCUUCAGGAGCUCAUAGACCAGCUUGAGUGCAAGGCCCCCCGGCUGGAGCCUCUGCAUGAAGAGGACCUUGCAAAGGGUCCUGAUUCGCACAUCCUUGUGGCCCAGCGGCAGGUGCAGGUGGCAGAAGACGCCCUGCAGGACUUCCAUCAAGCCCUGUGCUGCUACAUGGACUUGACAGGGGCCCAGAGUCAUUGUCUGCAGCCCCACAGUGUGUCUGCCCACAAGAUGCUGGACAACACCUCCUACAACCUGUACGAGUUCUGGCAGGAUGAAGCCUCCUGGAGAAGGCACCAUCACGCGCCCUGCAGCAAGGCUUUCCAGCGCAUCCUCAUUGACCACCUUCGGGCCCCGGACAUCCUCACCACUGUGUUCUUCCCAGCCUCCUGGUGGAUCAUGAAUAACAACUGAGCCUGAGCUGCUUACACCAAGGACCGGGAAAGCCCUGCCUGUCUCUGCACCGGUCACCUCAGCACCAAGACCAAGAACCCUGCCUCCUCCUAGACCUGGGCCUGCCAGCUGGGGGAGGGCUCAGCCCAGGGAUCAGGGACCAGGCUGCUUAUUUAUUUAUUAUCAGUACAUUUUAUUGUUUGUAGCUUCAGCCUCCCAGGCAUCUAGUUUUCCACCUGGCUCAGGAGGCGAGGACUUGUCUCCUCUGCCCCUUUCUUGCUGUGUGACUGAGCAGGUCCCUUCCCUCUCUGGUUGGCCAGCAGUGUCCUGCUUUCUUCCUGCUGUUUGGGGGCCAGCUUUCUUCUUUUCCCCAACCAGUGGCAGAACCAGGGCUGAUGCUCAGGAACCCUCAACCCCACAAACCUCACCCCUGAGACUGGGCCGGAUCAGUCUGCCGUGUGGGGUAAGGACCUGGGUGUCCCCAUCACCCUUCUGGGCCCACUUGACUCUUCCAGCACCCACAUUUCACCAGGGAUCUCUGGAGGAUCCUAGGUUGGUUUGGACGUCAUUUGCAUGCUUAUAUCCCAACCAUUCUCAGGGCACUAUGGGAAGCCCCAAGGUGACUUUGCCAAGUAGCAAUAGUUAGGUUACCUGCUGCCCCCAGAGUCCGCUGAACCCUAGCCUGAGACCCCAGUACAGAGGCAAUAAAGGCAGUGAUCACCUUUGGUGUCCUCUCUUUCCCUUGGUGAGGCCAGGCCAUGGGCUCUGUGUCUCCCUAACCAGAACAGGCUGGAAGCCUGUGUUUAAAAUCAG